Messenger RNA from Rotaria sp. Silwood1, 1098 nucleotides. Lineage: Eukaryota; Metazoa; Rotifera; Eurotatoria; Philodinida; Philodinidae. The record is from the annotation of a GenBank genome assembly.
AUGAAACCAUUUUUCAAUUCUGCCCAAGCACACGAUAGUCAGGCACAUAUGAACGAAGCCAUUGAAAAUUGGAUUAGACGAGAUGACACAAGUUCACUCAUACGACAAUCCAUACCUCUGCAACAAUUAUAUCGAAACUAUACAAUAAAACGACGAGCUAAUCAGUUGGAAACAUCAAAAGCAAAUGAAAAUUAUGAGUUUGUACUUGAUAUUGAUGUGAAAAAAAAGAAUGAACGACCAUUAUUUCAAACACAUGGAAAAACAAUUUAUCUUGCUGAAUGGUUACCAACCAGUUUCGAACGACCAGAUAUAGUUCUAUUAAAAAUCGAUGGUAUUCAGGCAAGAAAAGAAGCAUCAUUCUAUACUCAUCUAAGUCAUCAUCCCAAUAUUGUUCGAACAUUUGGUUUCGUGCUGCAUGGUGAUUGUCAUCACCGUCAGGAUUCCACCAUGUUGUUACAAGAAUACGCUUCAUUAGGCAGUUUAUACGAACUAUUACAAAAGCCAAACAUAACUUUCGAUGAACAAACUCUUAUAGAAAUAUUUUUGCAAAUAAUUGAUGCAAUGAUCUAUUUGUCAAUGAACAAUAUUGUUCAUGGUGACUUAGCAUGCCGAAAUAUACUUGUAUUUCAUUUUGAUUCAACAAAUCCGAAAAAUAUUCUUGUCAAGCUAACUGAUUUUGGUCUUAGUCAACAUAACCAGUAUGAUUCAUUCACAUCAGAUUUUGCACAAUCAACGUCAUAUAUUAUUCCUAUUCGAUAUGCUGCCCCCGAAAUAUUUCUAUCGAAUAAUGCAAUGAAUGCUUAUUCUGAAAAAUCGGAUGUCUAUUCAAUGGGUGUACUCAUGUGGGAAGCAUAUUUUCGAGGUGCAAUACCUUGGUCGAAUAUUUCGGAUGAUCUGGCUGUUAUUCGACAUGUAAUCAACGGCCAUGUUUUAUCUCGACCGUCAAACUGUAGUGAACAAUAUUGGUCAAUUAUUCUCAAAACAUGGUCACGAUUGCCGGACAAUCGACCGGAGUUUGAGCAAUUGAAACAACUUCUCAUCGAACCAGCCAAACUUGAAGAUGAAAAUAUUGGCUCAAAAUUAACCAAAUGGCUAUAA